Messenger RNA from Marmota monax (woodchuck), 5145 nucleotides. RefSeq names its product phospholipase C eta 2 (gene Plch2). NCBI's taxonomy places the organism in Eukaryota, Metazoa, Chordata, Mammalia, Rodentia, Sciuridae. The transcript is spliced from 23 exons. Gene Ontology annotation, molecular function: phosphatidylinositol-4,5-bisphosphate phospholipase C activity; calcium ion binding. Gene Ontology annotation, biological process: lipid metabolic process; phosphatidylinositol-mediated signaling. The coding region runs from base 295 to 4623 and encodes 1442 amino acids. The record is from RefSeq and is a predicted model, not a curated record.
GCUGACUCUCAGGCACCGGCAGGCGCCAGUUUGGGACGGCGGCUGGAGGUGGUGCUGGCCGCACGGGCUGGUGGUCGAGGGGCUGCAGCAGUCCAGCUGCCUCAGGAGAUCCUGGGUGGGGAGACCCAAACCUGUGGGUGUGUGAUGAGUGGCAGACCCAGACUCUACCAGACACCAGGGGCCCUGGGAGCAGAGGGUUCUGAGAGCAGCUUCCCCUGCCUCCUGCUGACGGCCAGCUCCCCCUGCUAAUCCAGGGCUGCAGCACCCCCACCGAGAGUCCUCCAUCCCUCUAGGAUGGCUCCCCCACCAGCUGGCCCCCUGGUCCCUGCUCCUCCACCUGAGGAUCCAGGACCCAGUCUGGACAACAGGUGGCUUUUCCUGAAUGCCAAUGUCCUGCCUGUGGUGGAGCGGUGCAUGAGCAGCAUGCAGGAGGGGACCCAGAUGGUGAAGCUCCGAGGCGGCUCCAAGGGCCUGGUCCGCUUCUACUACCUCGACGAGCAUCGCUCCUGCCUCCGCUGGCGGCCCUCACGCAAGAACGAGAAGGCCAAGAUCCCCAUCGACUCCAUCCAGGAGGUGAGCGAGGGGCGGCAGUCCGAGAUCUUCCAGCGCUACCCCGACGGCAGCUUCGACCCCAACUGCUGCUUCAGCAUCUACCAUGGCAGCCACCGGGAGUCGCUGGACCUGGUCUCGCCCAGUGGGGAGGAGGCACGCACCUGGGUGACCGGCCUGCGCUACCUCAUGGCUGGCAUUAGUGACGAGGACAGCUUGGCCCGCCGCCAGCGCACCAGGGACCAGUGGCUGAAGCAGACGUUCGACGAGGCGGACAAGAACCGGGACGGCAGCCUGAGCAUGGGCGAGGUGCUGCAGCUGCUGCACAAGCUCAACGUGAACCUGCCCCGGCAGCGCGUGAAGCAGAUGUUCAGGGAAGCGGAUACAGAUGACUGCCAGGGAACGCUGGGAUUCGAGGAGUUCUGUGCUUUCUACAAGAUGAUGUCCACCCGCCGGGACCUCUACCUCCUCAUGCUGACCUACAGUGACCACAAGGACCACCUGGACGCUGCCGACCUGCAGCGCUUCCUGGAGGUGGAGCAGAAGAUGAAGGGUGUGACGCUCGAGAGCUGCCGGGACAUCAUUGAGCAGUUUGAACCCUGCCCAGAGAACAAGAGCAAGGGGGUGCUGGGUAUUGAUGGUUUCACCAACUACACGCGGAGCCCGGCAGGCGACAUCUUCAACCCGGAGCACCACGGUGUUCACCAGGACAUGACGCGGCCGCUCAGCCACUACUUCAUCACCUCCUCCCACAACACCUACCUCGUGGGCGACCAGCUCAUGUCCCAGUCCCGGGUGGACAUGUAUGCCUGGGUCCUGCAGGCCGGCUGCCGCUGCGUGGAGGUGGACUGUUGGGACGGGCCUGACGGGGAGCCCAUCGUGCACCACGGCUACACUCUGACCUCCAAGAUCCUCUUCAAAGAUGUCAUCGAAACCAUCAACAAAUAUGCCUUUGUGAAGAAUGAGUAUCCAGUGAUCCUGUCCAUCGAGAACCACUGUAGUGUCGUCCAGCAGAAGAAGAUGGCCCAGUACCUGGCUGACAUCCUCGGGGACAAGCUGGACUUGUCAUCAGUGAGCAGUGAGGAUCCUACCAAGCUUCCUUCUCCGCAGAUGCUCAAGGGCAAGGUCCUGGUGAAGGGGAAGAAGCUCCCAGCCAACAUCAGUGAGGACGCAGAGGCCGGUGAGGUGUCCGACGAGGACAGUGCCGACGAGAUUGACGAGGACUGCAAGCUCCUGGAUGGGGAUGCCUCCACCAAUCGGAAGCGUGUGGAAAACAUCGCUAAGAGGAAACUGGACUCUCUGAUCAAGGAGUCCAAGAUCCGUGACUGUGAGGACCCCAACGACUUCACCAUCUCCACACUGUCCCCAUCUGGGAAACCUAGGCACAAAGCAGAGGCCAAAAAGAGCAAGGCCGAGGAGGACAUGGAGUCUGGGGAGGACGCCGGGGCCAGCAGACGGAACCACCGCCUCCUCAUGAGCAGCUUCUCCAAGCGCAAGAAAAAGGGCAGCAAACUAAAGAAGGCAGCCAGCCUGGAGGAGGGGCGCGAGGACCUGGACUCCCCAGCAAGCCAGAGCCGAGGGACAGCCCGGCAGAAGAAGACCAUGCAGCUGUCCCGGGCCCUCUCGGACCUGGUGAAAUACACCAAGUCCGUGGGCACCCACGACGUGGAGACGGAGGUGGUGUCCAGCUGGCAGGUGUCGUCCUUCAGCGAGACCAAGGCCCACCAGAUCCUGCAGCAGAAGCCGGAGCAAUACCUGCGCUUCAACCAGCACCAGCUCUCCCGCAUCUACCCCUCCUCCUACCGGGUCGACUCCAGCAACUACAAUCCGCAGCCCUUCUGGAACGCAGGCUGCCAGAUGGUUGCCCUGAACUACCAGUCAGAGGGGCGGAUGCUGCAGCUGAACCGGGCCAAGUUCAGUGCCAACGGCAGCUGUGGCUACGUGCUCAAGCCCCAGUGCAUGUGCCACGGCGUCUUCAACCCCAACUCUGAGGAUCCCCUGCCCGGGCAGCUCAAGAAGCAACUGGCCCUGAGGAUCAUCAGUGGGCAGCAGCUCCCCAAGCCGCGGGACUCGAUGCUGGGAGACCGCGGGGAGAUCAUUGACCCCUUCGUGGAGGUGGAGGUCAUUGGGCUCCCUGUGGACUGCAGCAAGGAGCAGACCCGAGUGGUGGACGACAACGGGUUCAACCCCAUGUGGGAGGAGACCCUGGUGUUCACAGUGCACAUGCCCGAGAUCGCACUGGUCCGCUUCCUCGUCUGGGACCAUGAUCCCAUCGGGCGAGACUUCAUUGGCCAAAGGACACUGGCCUUCAGCAGCAUGCUGCCAGGAAAGGUGGAGGAGCAGGGACAGGGGAACGUGACGCUGUGCCCUGGCUGCCCAGGCUACCGGCACGUGUACCUGGAGGGGAUGGAAGAGGCCUCCAUCUUUGUGCACGUGGCUGUCAGUGACAUCAGUGGUAAGGUCAAGCAGGCUCUGGGCCUAAAAGGCCUCUUCCUCCGAGGCCCAAAGCCAGGCUCACUGGACAGUCAUGCUGCUGGGCAGCACCCACCCCGGCCCUCCGUUAGCCAGCGGCUCCUGCGGCGCACGGCCAGUGCUCCAACCAAGAGCCAGAAGCCGGGCCGCAGGGGCUUCCCGGAGCUGGCCCUGGGCACGCAGGACACCGGCUCCGAGGGGGCAGCUGACGACGUGGUACCCCCCAGCCCUGGCCCUGCUCCCGAGGCCUUGGUGUGUGAGGGUCCCAGCAGUAGCAGCCCGCGAGAUGCUCGCCCCUUCUCUCUGCAGCGGUCAAUCUCCCCUCUGUGCAGCCUGGAAACCAUUGCCGAGGAGCCGGUCCUGGGCCCUGGCCCCCCACCACAGGCAGCUGCCCCCACCAGCUCCCACAGGGAAGGGCCCCAGUCCCCUGCGGGACCUGGAGCCAAAGUGGCCAGCACACCACGGACUGCUCUGGGAGCCUCUGAGCCCCUACAGCUCAGAACCCGGCAUGAAGGGGACCUCGAAGAGCCCCCCAGGGAGCCGCGCCAUGGUGGUGCCAGCGGGGCAUGCCCAGGGUCCCCUGUCAGCCAGACGCACAGCAAGAGCCAUCCCCAAGCCCUGGGUCACCUGCCCAUGGUCAGAAGAGCCAAGAGUGAGGGCCAGGUGCUGCUGGAGCCCCUGGGUCCCUGGCGGCCCCUGGCCGGGCCCUCCCCGACCCCAGCCAUGCACUCAGACGCCACAGGCAGUGACCGGCUGUGGCAGCGGCUGGAGCCAGGCAGCCACCGUGACAGUGUGUCCUCGUCCUCCAGCAUGUCUUCCAGCGACACUGUCAUCGACCUCUCCCUGCCAAGCCUGGGCCUGGGCCGCAGCCGUGAGAGCCUCACUGGGGGCCCGCUUGGACGUCUACCCCCAAGGCCCUGCUCAGCCUCGGCCACUCGCCCUGACCGGCCACCUGUGACCAAGAGCAAAUCGAACCCCAACCUGCGGGCCGUGAGCCAGCUGCCUCCUGUAUCUGAUGAGCUGCGGCCCCGGCCCCUGGCCCCACGCCCGCCCGGCCUCCACGCCCGGUCACCCUGGGGCCGCCUCACCCUGGUGGGCUUGCAGGACUGCCCCGCGGCUGCCAAGUCCAAGAGCCUGGGGGACCUGACUGCCGCCGACUUUGGCCCCAGCUCUGAGGGGAGCUCGUGCAGCCUGAGCCGCAGCCUGGGCGCCCCGGGCCAGGCUGGGCAGGAGGUGCAGCCGGACGCACUGACGGAGCAGCUGCGCUGGCUCGUGGGCUGCGGGCAGGCCGGGGACAUCGCAUCACCCAGGGCUCUGGGCCCAGCUGGGGAGGGGUCAGUGGGGGGUCCGGGCUUCUUGCGGAGGUCCUCCUCCCGAAGCCAGAGUCGCGUGCGAGCCAUUGCCAGCAGGGCCCGCCAGGCCCAGGAGCGGCAACAGCGGAUGCGGAGCCUGGGCCAAAGGGGCCCCCCGGAGGAGCGGGGCACCCCCGAAGGCGCCUGCUCCGUGGGCCACGAAGGCUUCACGGACACACCCGCCCCCUCCAAGGGCACCCUGGAGCAGGUGUCCAGUGCGGCCGACGGCUUGCUCCUGCUGAGGCUCUGACCUGCUCUGGGCUGGCGCCCAGCCCCUGACCUGCUGUCAGCUGGGGGCCGGAGGCACUGGCUUUGGUGUCCAGCGUUUGCUCAGGAAAUGGAGCAGCCAGGUCCCCCCCCACCCCACCCCCCCGCGUUCGCCUGGCGUACCCAGCAGCGUGCCCCUGGGAAGAAGGGGCUGCAGCUGCCCGCCAGGGCCCCAGAAGAUGGCCUUGAGCUGGCCCUGGCGGGCAGUUUUCUCACUUUGAGCGUGGAGGUUUACAUUUCUAGAAGUCCAUCUAUACCACAUUAAAGUGACCCGAGCCCCUUCCCACCAUUCCAGCCAGCUUCCACCUGUGGGGGUGUGGUGUGCGUCUGCUCUGGCUCUCCAGCUGCUGUGCGCCUGUCCCUGGAGCGGCUCCACGUCUGUCCCGGGCCCCACCCUCACUGCACUCGCUGCUCUGUGCGACUGUCCUCUUCCCUGGAUAUCCAAAGACUCCUUGUAACUCCCCACCACAACUCCCAAUAAACGUGUCCACGCCAGUUCUGCGUG